Nakaseomyces glabratus is the source of this 516-nucleotide messenger RNA. RefSeq names its product Moh1p (gene MOH1). Lineage: Eukaryota; Fungi; Ascomycota; Saccharomycetes; Saccharomycetales; Saccharomycetaceae. The record is from RefSeq and is a predicted model, not a curated record.
AUGGGAUUAAGGUACACUUCUUAUAUUGAGUCUCCAUUGGCCAGCGAUUUGAAUAAGUCCUUUAAGGGUUCUCGAAACAGUCAAACCGAUCUAUACCAAUACAAUGAAUACGGAACAAUAGGCAAUAGCCUAUACUCCGGUCCCAUAUUGCUCAGACAGCGUAGGAGGACGCUUUCGGGGUCAUCAGACUCUUCUUCUUCUUCACAAGAAAAGAUAUUUGUUACGUAUGGAUGCCGCCGGUGCAGAACUCAUCUGUCUUCUUCCUCUCAUGUCAUCUCCAAGGAUUAUAGAGGGAAAACUGGAACAGCGUACUUAAUGGAUGAAGUUUUAAAUGUUUUAGAAGGUAAUGUCGAGACAAGGCCAAUGCUAACAGGUGAUUAUGUGGUCUGUGACAUACUUUGUCACUGGUGUAAAAAUGUAGUUGGUUGGAAGUACUUGCAGAGCGAAAGGAAGGAUCAACGCUACAAGGAAGGGAAGUUCAUCCUUGAGGUUAAAACUAUUUGCAAAUGCGAUUAA